AUGUGGCCACUAUUGAUCUUACUUUCAAUUCUAGUUCCACUUGUUGCACCCAUCAACGUCAGUGCACAUAUGAUUAAUCAAACAGCAGCAAAUAUAUCAUGGAUAUAUCCACUUGAUUCAAAUAAUCCUGAUGAUAUAGCAUUACUCGGUGGAAUGAUUAAAGGCUUUUAUGUCAUCGUUUUUGCACCUGAUUCAAAUCAACUGCCAAUUGUUCAUCGAAAUUAUCAAGGUACUAUUGGUACACAAUAUUGGGAUAUUGUAGGUAACUUAAUACCUGGUACAACAUAUCAUGCACAAGUUAAAGCAUUUACGAAGAAGGGUGAUGGAAAACCAAGUGUACCUUAUAUAUUUACAGUACCAAAAGAAGAUUCUCGAAAUUUUUCUCCAAGUAAUUUAACUGCAUACGUAGUUAAUGCUCAUACAUUAAGUGUGACAUGGGAUUUACCAUCUAAUGUAAAUGAUAUCGAUAAAAUUUAUAUAACAAUUAUUGAACUCAAUCAAAUAAAUCGAACAAUUCAAAUGCAAUCAUUUGAUAAUACUAUUAAAAAAUUAGAUAUUCAAAUAAAUGAUAAUGAUUCAAAUAGUAUUCAUCAAAAUACAACUGUACAUUUUUUUGCUCGAUGUUCAAAUCGUAAUGGUCAAAAUUCUUCAAUAAUUGAAUAUCAACUUUAUAUUAAUAUGUUAAAUCCAUCUCCACGUGAUGUUCGUGUUGUUCGUAUAAAUGAAACAACAAUUCAAGUUUUUUGGUCACCAAUAUAUUAUCCAUCUGUUGAACGAUAUAUAGUUCAUUAUAAUGAUAAAGCUGAAAAUAAACCUGAAACUCAAUGGUCACUUUAUUCUCCGAUGAAUUUUGGUGCAACAUCAGCCAUUAUAAGUGGUUUAAAGUCAGCUACUAUGUAUAAUGUACGUGUUAGUGCAGAAUUUUCUACUACAAAUAUCAAUGAUCCACUGCAUUCAUCGGGAACAACAAGACGUGAAGGUGAUUUAUCAGAAAUUCAUGUGGCUGAUAUAUAUCGUCGUACAAACUAUGUUGUUCAAUAUGACAAUCAAUUAAGUCGUCCAUAUAAUAUGACUUAUACAGAUUUAACAUCUAAUAGUGUUAAAUUAUUAUUUUUUUUCAAUGAAACGAAUCAUGAAUCUCAUCGACAAAUACAAAAACUUGAAGUUCAUUAUAAAGGUAUACAAAAUUAUAUCGAUAGUUUAGGUACAACACGUUCAACAUCUCAUCAUAAUGCUGCUGGUCUUAUAACAAUUCCACCAACACAAGGUAAACGUGAAUGGUUAGUAACAGGUUUAGCACCAAAUACACAUUAUACACUUAAUUUAACUGGUACUAUAACAAUAUCAGAACAAUCAACAUCAAAAAUUCAUAGUCAACCAGCAACAAUACGUUUUUCGACUGAUUAUGAUGCUCCAACCUAUGUUGAUCGACCUGAACAAGAUCGGCAUACUGUUAUCAAUGGAAAUAAUCAACAAUUUUAUCUUCGUUUGCAUCGUGCAUCAACUAAAAAUGGUCCUAUUGAUCGAUAUUAUAUUGUUGUUCAUCUUAAUGAUUAUCCAACACAUCAAUCAUAUGUACCACAAGAAAAUCGUCGUGAAUGUUGUUAUACUGCGGCAGUAUUUAAUGAAUCUCAAUUACCGGAAAUGUUUAUAUUAGGUGAUGGAAAGCAAACACGAGAUUGGGAACCAUUUUCAGGUCAAAUUUAUAAUAAUUCACUAAUAUUAAGUACAGUUAAAAUAAAACUUGUUUCAUGGGGUUUUAAUCGUAAAAAAGAAAAUUUAACAACAUCAAGUCCAACAAUACAAAUACAUGUACAAACUAAAUUAGUUCAAACAUCUAAUGAAGAAACCUUUAAUAGUUUAUUAUGGAUAUUUGGAAUAAUAUUUUUAUUAUUUAUUAUUCUUAUUAUUGUUAUUUUAUUUUCAUUAAAAUUUAAUCGAACAAAAAGAAAAUCAUUAACACCACCACCUGAAUGUGUACCAUUUGAUUUAACACCAAAAGUUUUAACUAUGGAAAUGCAAAUGCCUAUUUUACCACCAACUAUUUCACCAGCUUCAUCUGGUGAACCUGUUGAAAUACGACGAGCACAACCAAUAACAAAUUAUCCGCCUAUACCUAUCGAAGAAUUUGCAACUCAUCUCGAACAUUUGAAAGCUUCGGAUAAUUAUAAAUUUUCCCAAGAAUAUGAAUCUAUUGAUCCAGGUGAACAAUUUUCUUGGGAGAAUUCUAAACUUGAAUGUAAUAAAACAAAAAAUCGUUAUGCUAAUGUUGUUGCUUAUGAUCAUUCACGCGUUAUAUUACGACGAAUUGAUGGUAUUAUUGGCAGUGAUUAUAUAAAUGCAAAUUAUUUAGAUGGUUAUAGAAAACAAAAUGCUUAUAUAGCAACACAAGGACCAUUACCAAAUACAUUUGCAGAAUUUUGGAGAAUGAUUUGGGAAACAAAUUCAACUUGUAUUGUUAUGAUGACUAAAUUAGAAGAACGAAAUCGUCUUAAAUGUGAUCAGUAUUGGCCAAGUCGUGGAACAGAAACAUAUGGAUCUAUUCAAGUUACUUUAACAGAUUUUAUUGAAUUGGCUUCGUAUAGUAUACGCACAUUUACUAUAGCAUGGAGUGGUCAUCCAGAAAAACGAGAAGUUCGACAUUGUCAAUUUACAGCAUGGCCUGAUCAUGGUAUAUUAGAGCAUGCAACCUCAUUUUUAAUGUUUGCUCGACGAGUUAAAAGUCUUCAACUAUCUGAUACUACUCCAAUAGUUGUACAUUGUUCAGCAGGAGUUGGUCGUACUGGUUGUUUUAUUGUUAUUGAUGCUUUAUUAGAACGUUUAAAAUAUGAAAAAACAAUUGAUAUAUAUGGUCAUGUUACUUUAUUACGUGCUCAACGAAACUAUAUUGUUCAAACUGAAGAACAAUAUAUAUUUAUCUAUGAAGCAAUGAAUGAAGCAAUACAAUCAGGGCAAACUGAAGUAUUAGCCAGAAAUUUAUUAACAUAUUUACAAAGACUUUUACAACCAAUAAAUGAUAGUUCAUUAACAGAAAUGGAACUUGAAUUUAAACGUUUAGCAAAUAUUAAAGCUCAACCAUCGAAAUUUAUUAGUGCAAAUAAUCCAUCAAAUAAAUUUAAAAAUCGUCUUGUGAAUAUUUUACCAUAUGAAAAUACUCGUGUAUGUUUAUCUCCAAUACGUGGCAUUGAUGGAUCUGAUUAUAUUAAUGCAUCUUAUAUUGAUGGUUAUCGAUUUAAAAAUGGUUACAUUGCUACACAAGGACCAUUAAAUGAAACAAUUGAUGAUUUUUGGAGAAUGAUAUGGGAACAUAAUGUAACAAUAAUUGUUAUGCUUACAAAAUUAAAAGAAAUGGGAAGAGAAAAAUGUGCUCAAUAUUGGCCAAUAGAUCGAUCAAUACGUUAUGGAUAUUUCAUUGUUGAUCCACUUGGAGAAUAUCAUAUGUCACAAUAUUUAUUAAGUGAAUUAAAAUUAACUGAUUCAAGAGAUGGUCAAUCUCGAACUAUUCGACAUUUUCUUUAUACGGAAUGGCCUGAACAAGGUGUACCUAAAGUUGGAGAAGGAUUUAUUGAUUUUAUAGGACAAGUACAUAAAACAAAAGAAGGUUUUGGUCAAGAUGGUCCAAUUGUUGUACAUUGUUCAGCUGGUGUUGGAAGAACUGGUGUAUUUCUAACAUUAAGUAUUGUACUCGAACGAAUAAGAUAUGAAGGUGUUAUUGAUGUAUUUCAAACGGUGAAAUUAUUACGUACACAACGACCAGCACUGGUUCAAACAGAAGAUCAAUAUCAAUUUUGUUAUCGUUCAGCACUUGAAUAUUUAAGUUCAUUUGAUAAUUUGAUAUGA
Molecule: messenger RNA, 3840 nt
Organism: Rotaria sp. Silwood2
Lineage: Eukaryota; Metazoa; Rotifera; Eurotatoria; Philodinida; Philodinidae
Source: the annotation of a GenBank genome assembly